Messenger RNA from Pomacea canaliculata, 1000 nucleotides. Its product is annotated as high mobility group protein B2-like. NCBI's taxonomy places the organism in Eukaryota, Metazoa, Mollusca, Gastropoda, Architaenioglossa, Ampullariidae. The transcript has 5 exons. Bases 166 to 783 code for a protein of 205 amino acids. Gene Ontology annotation, molecular function: DNA binding, bending. The record is from RefSeq and is a predicted model, not a curated record. Gene Ontology annotation, biological process: regulation of transcription by RNA polymerase II.
GCUGAUUUAUGCGGCUAAUCUGAAUCCAACCAAUCAACAUCACGGAAAUCCCAGCGGUUUUUCACACUACGGCUAACUACUGGUGUGAGCAGAGAUCGGUGUGAGCAAGUCUGCAGUUCAGCGCUGGAAGGCCUAGGAAAAGAAGGGUGCCUGACUAGAAGAGAAAUGGGGAAAACAAAUGAUAGAAAGCCUAGAGGUCGUAUGUCAUCAUAUGCUUAUUUUGUGCACGCAUGUCGAGAAGAGCAAAGAAAGAAACAUCCCGGAGGAUCUGUGGUCUUUACUGACUUCAUCAAGAGAUGUGCAGAUAAAUGGAAAAAUCUGAGUCCUAGAGGAAAGCAGCGUUUUGAAGAAAUGGCUAAGAGGGACAAAGCACGCUAUGAUCGCGAAAUGGCCAAUUAUGUUCCACCAAAAAGAGUAAAACGCAAGAGGACCAAGGAUCCAAAUGCUCCUAAAAGAGCAUUGCCGGCAUUCUUCUUCUAUUGUGCAGAGGAAAGGCCCAAGGUACAGGCAUCUAAUCCCGGCAUGCCUAUAGCUCAAAUUGCCAAGGAGCUAGGCAGACGCUGGGAGAGACUUCCAAAUCAUUCCAGAUUUGAGGAAAUGGCCACUAAAGAUAGAGAGAGAUACAGGAAGGAAAUGGCUGCAUACAUGAAAGGGAAAUUUUCAAGGGCUAAAAAGGCCAAACCAGGAGCAACAUCCAACAAAGCCUCUUCAAAACAAGAAGACUCUGAUGAUAGUGAUGAUGAAUAUGAUGAUGAUGAGGAUGAUGAUGAGGAUGAUGAUUAAAGGAGACGCAAAGCAUCAAGGAAAAAGAGAAGGAUCCAAGACUUUUAGUGAAGGAUAGGUAUAAUUUUGGUGGAGACAUUAAGAUAUUAUUAACUGAAUCUAAAUUUUUUUUAAAAGUUUUAUGUAGGGGACUGUGGAAGUGCUAAUUGCUGUUGCAACUCAAAAAUUGUAGAGAACUUUUGGUCAAAUAAAAGUGAUAAGCAUUCUUCCUGCUGCA